This is a messenger RNA of Mustela erminea (ermine), 1494 nucleotides long. It is a transcript of the gene TIMM8A, whose product is annotated as translocase of inner mitochondrial membrane 8A. The record is from RefSeq and is a predicted model, not a curated record. NCBI's taxonomy places the organism in Eukaryota, Metazoa, Chordata, Mammalia, Carnivora, Mustelidae. Bases 281 to 574 code for a protein of 97 amino acids. The transcript is spliced from 2 exons.
UCUUCGGAAAGCUUCUUGUCAGCACCGCGGCACUGGGCUGCAAGCCGUGAGGCCUCAGGGUUCACCUGAAGCGCCACAGCGGUGUCGCGGGCGGGAGCCGGGCGCAUAGGAGGCUGGGAGGAGCGGCGGGCGGGGCCACGCUCAGGACCGCGCGCCAGCGCAGUGCGCUCACGGGGCGGGCCCAGAGACAGUCAGGUUGUGGUUCCGGUUCCGUCGCGGAGACACGUGAAGGUCGGUGAGUUGGUACGGAGUUCGUCUCGGCAAGCGUGGCGGCGCUGGGAUGGAUUCCUCUUCGUCUUCGUCCGCGGCGGGUUUGGGCUCGGUGGACCCUCAGCUGCAACAUUUCAUCGAGGUGGAGACUCAGAAGCAGCGUUUCCAGCAACUGGUGCACCAGAUGACGGAACUUUGUUGGGAGAAGUGCAUGGACAAGCCUGGGCCAAAGUUGGACAGUCGGGCUGAGGCCUGUUUUGUGAACUGUGUUGAGCGCUUCAUUGAUACAAGCCAGUUCAUCUUGAAUCGACUGGAACAGACCCAGAAAUCCAAGCCAGUUUUCUCAGAAAGCCUUUCUGACUAAUCUCAGCAUUACGUCUUUGGAAAAGGAAGGUACUUCAAGAAAUGAAGAGCGGUUGAUGGGAUAAUUAAAGAAAAGGCUAUGGGGGAAUUGGCUCCCACCUUUGUCACUCUUGGGACAUCCUGUCAUCUGAGAAUGAACAAAGACCAAUAUGUGUGUGUGUGCGCGUGCGCACGUGUGUGUGUGGGGGGGGUGGGUUUUGAGGGUCAUAUGUAUACUUGGUUGUGUUUUUUAAUGCUAAUCUUGUGAAAACAAUUGACAGAUGAAUGGAAAACUCUAAUAGAUGCAUAUUACUGUAUGUGGGACUGUGCUUUCUCAAAGUCCCAGUAACUGCUCCGUAUAAUUUUGAUAGUGGAACUGCUUUCUAUAAUUUGAUUGUGGGACCACAUAAGGUAAAAUCUGUCAUUUGUGUGGAUUCAUUUCGGAUUUCUGGGGAGAUUGGAUAUACACCUUUUGUCUCUCAGAAAGGACAGCAGUGGGAGAAGAGUAAUUUGGUACUUAACUGUAGGCCUCCUUAUCUAGUGUUUUGACUAUCAGUGCUGGAAAAAAAUCUAUGGGAUAUUUAAACAAUACACUGAGCUUUCUAGAUUCUCCCCUUCCCUUACGCUGUGACUUACUUUAAUGUGUAAGGUAUGGUCUCAAGGUAGUACAGGUAGCCUGAGUGUCUAGAGACCUUUAGUUAUAAAGGAAUCUAGCAGGUGAGCAUAAUUCUCAUUACUAAACUGCCACAAGGAAGAAGCUUACUUACCCUGUAUAUCAGAGUCCAAAAUAUUCAAAGAUGUGCCUAAAUAGGUGAUAAAGAUUUAGGCCAGUCAGAAACUAACAGCAGUUUCAAGUAGAGAUGCAUGCCUAAUGUUAAUCAGCGUAGACUCCAUUUACUGCAUUCUUUUGAUCACUGAAAUAAAGGCUUCUACAAAAUUCAA